AAUUCACUAAGCAAAUAAAUACUCGCAACUUGAAUUCAGAGCUAAAAGGAUGCAAUUGAAAUAUCUGCGAACACUGCUGGAGGGUCAGGAGCAAAUCCAACGGAUUGCGGGCCUGGCCUGGUCGCCCAAUCAGCAAAAGUUGGCCAUUGCCACCGCCGAUCGACACAUCCUGCUGUAUGACGAUGCCGGCGAGCGACGCGACAAGUUCAGCACGAAGCCCGCCAAUGCGGCGAAUGGCAAGAACUCGUAUGUGAUCCGUGGCCUGGCGUUCAGUCCCGAUUCGACGCGCCUGGCCGUCGGCCAGAGCGACUGCAUCGUGUAUGUGUACAAGCUGGGGGAGUCGUGGAACGACAAGAAGGUCAUCUGCAACAAGUUUCCGCAGGCCAGCGCCGUGACGGCUCUCAUUUGGCUCUCCUCGGGCGCCAUCAUAGCAGGCCUCGAAGAUGGAAAGAUUCGGGCGCUGCACAGCAAGAGCAACAAGUCGCAGAGUCUGUACGGGGGCGACAGCAUCUGCAUCUCGCUGGCGGCCAACACCAAGGGCAGCGGCUUCCUCAGUGGCCACAACGAUGGCACCAUCAUCCGUUACUUUCUGACGGACGAGGCCAACGAGCCGCUCGGCCGAGUGGUGCAGCAUCCGGUGCCGCCCUUCGCCCUGGCCUGGCCCCAGGGCGGCUUCUGUGUCGGCGGCUGCGAUCAGCGGAUUGUCUUCUACGAUACGAUGGGCAGACAGCUGCGCACCUUUGACUACUCGCGAACGGAGGGCGAGCGCGAGUUCACGGUGGCCGCCUGCAGUCCCAAUGGGCAGGCCGUGGCCUUCGGCAGCUACGAUCGCAUACGCAUCUACGCGUGGAGUCCGCGCCAGGGGGCCUGGAGCGAGAGCGCCAGCAAGGAGAUCGCCUGCCUGUACACGCUGAGCGCCCUGCUCUGGCGGCGGGAUGGCGCACGGCUCGCCCUCGGCUCCGUCAGCGGAGCUGUGCUGCUGUUCGAGUCCGUGCUGAAGCGCACCAUCUGGCAGGACAAGUUCGAGCUGAUUUUCGUGGCGCCCAGCCAGCUGCUGGUGCGAUCGCUGGCCGAGCCCACGCAGCAGCUGACCAUCGAGUCGCAGCUGGGACUGGAGAUAGACGAUGUGCGGAUCAUGGGCAAGGACAACUAUCUGGUGGCCCGCACCGAGGAGUCGCUGAUCCUCUGCGAUCUGACGCGCAAUCUGGCCAGCGAAGUGCCCUGGACAGCCUCCGGCCACCACGAGCGCUUCUACUUCGAGAACCCCAACGUCUGUCUGGUCUUCAAUGUGGGCGAACUGAGUCUCGUUGAGUACGGCGACAACUGCAUCCUCGGCUCCGUGCGCACAGAGUUUGUCAAUCCGCACGUGAUCUCGGUGCGGCUGAACGAGCGCGGCAAUGCGCGGGAGAACAAGAAGCUGGCCUUCCUGCUGGACGCCAAGACCAUUUGCGUGGUGGAUCUGGUGAGUCGCCAGACCAGCGGCCAGAUCAAUCACGAGACCAAAAUCGACUGGCUCGAGCUCAGCGAGACGGCCCACAAGCUGCUGUUCCGCGACAAGAAGCUCCGCCUGGUCCUGGUGGACAACUACACGGGCAAGAAGCAGACGCUCCUCAGCAACAUCUCGUUCGUGCAGUGGGUGCCCCAGAGCGAUGUGGUGGUGGCCCAGAGCCACGCCAAUCUCGCCAUUUGGUACAACAUCGAUCUGCCGGAGCACGUCACCAUGCAGACCGUCCGCGGCGAGGCCAUCGAAGUGCUGCGCGAGAAUGGUCGCACUGUGGUCCGCUCACAGGACGGACCCAGCGAGCACAGCUACCAGCUGGACGAGGGACUCGUGGAGUUCGGCACCGCCGUCAAUGACAGCGACUUCGGGCGGGCCGUUCACUUUCUGGAGUCUCUGGGGGAGAAGCCGGCGGCCAAGGCCAUGUGGCACAAUCUGGCGAUAAUCGCCCUCGAAGACGGCAAUCUGCGCGUGGCCCAGCGCUGCUACGCCGCUCUGGGCAACGUGUCCAAGGCGUUCUACCUGGCCGCGAUGAUACAGCAGGCGGAUGCGUUCGAGGAGGCCACCGACUCGCCGGGCAUCCUCUGUCCCGAGGUGCGCGCCAAGCUGGCUCUCCUGGGGUCCGAUCUGCGCACCGCCGAGCGCAUAUAUCUGGAGCAGGGCGACAUAGAGGCGGCCCUGAGGAUGUACCAGCAGCUGCGCAUGUGGGACGAGGCGGUGGCUCUGGCCGAGCGGCGGGGAUAUGGGCGACUGGCGGAGCUGAAGCAGCAGCACAUGGAUUUCCUGCUGAGCAGCGAGCAGCCGGAGAAGGCGGGCCAAGUGCUCGAGGAGCAGGGUGAGCUGCAGCAGGCCAUGGGGCUGUUCCUGAAGGCCAAUAAGCCGGCCAGAGCCGCGCGACUGGCGCUCAAGACGCCGCAGCUGAUGCAGGACGAGCAGCUGAUGCUGCAGGUGACCGAGGGCCUGGUGCACUGCGAGCUCUACGAGCUGGCCGGCGACAUUGCCCACCGCCUGUCCCGGCCGGAGGCUGCCCUGGCGCUCUACCGGAAGGGCGGGGCGUAUGCCCGGGCAUUGGAACUCGCACGCGUCGUGGAGCCGCAGGACGUGACGUCGCUGGAGGAGGAGUGGGGCGACUGGCUGGUGGGUCGCAAGCAGCUGGACGCCUCCAUCAAUCACUACAUCGAGGCGGGCGCCACGCAGAAGGCCCUGGAGGCGGCGGUGGGCGCCAAGCAGUGGCGCAAGGCCGUGCAGAUAGCCAAGGUGCUGGACGAGCCGGAGCUGAUACAGCGCUAUGCCCUGGAUCUGUCGAAGCAUCUGGCCUUUGCCGGCGACCUGGACGGGGCCGAGGAUAUGCUGGUGCGAGCCAAUCUCCACAGGGACGCCAUCGAGCUGCUCAACCGCCACGGCAAGUGGGAGCGGGCGUACGUGAUUGGGGAGAAGUACCUGAAGCCGGAGCACCUGCGCGAACUGUUCGUCCAGAUGGCAGGCACCCUGGAGGAGCAGGGAAAGUACCGGGACGCGGAGAAGGUACUGAUCGCCGUCAAUGAGCCCGAUAUGGCCAUCGCCAUGUACAAGCGGCGCGAGCUGUACGACUCGAUGAUCCGACUGGUCGAGCGCCACCACAAGGAUCUGCUGGACAGCACCCAUCUGCAUCUGGCGCGGCAGCUGGAGUCGCGCGGCAAGCUCAAGAACGCGGAGGUGCACUUCAUCGCGUCGGGGGACUGGAAGUCGGCCGUGCACAUGUACUGCUCCUCGGGCCGGUGGGAGGAUGGCUACCGCGUGGCCAAGCAGAAGGGCACGGAUGGGGCCAGCCAGCAGGUGGCCUACAUGUGGGCCAAGUCCAUGCCCCUGGAGAGCGCCGUGCGACUGCUGAGCAAGCUGGGACUGCUGGACACUGCCGUGGGAUUCGCCUGCGACUCGGGACAGUUCGAGUUCGCCAUGGAGCUGUGCCGCUUCGCGGGCAAGCCCACGGACGAGGUGCAUCUGAAGAUUGCCAUGUCGCUCGAGGAUGAGGGCAAGUUCGAGGCGGCCGAAGUGGAGUUCCUCAAGGCCCACAAGCCCAAGGAGGCGAUCCUCAUGUACCAGCACGCCGGCGACUGGCGGGCCGCUCUCAACGUGGCCGAGCAGCAUCUGCCGGAUGUCGUCGGCGAGGUGCUCAUCGGACAGGCGGCGGCCGCCCUGGAGACGCGCAACUACAAGGAGUACGAGGCGCUGCUGCUGCGUGCCCAGCGGCCCGAUCUCAUCGUGGAGCACUACAAGCAGGAGUCCCUGUACGAGGACGCCCUCCGGAUAGCCGAGGAGCACUACCCCUCGGCGCUGAAUGACUUGCGGCGACUGCAGGCACAGCUGCAGCGGGGACUGGCCCAGACGGGGGAGGAGUCCGUCACCGAUUCGCGCGCCUAUCUGCAGCGCGCCGCGGAGUUUGCCAAGCGCGAGCAGUUCCGCAAGGCGGCCGAGUGCCUCAUGCAGAUCGAUGCCUCCAAUGCCGAGGACGGGGCCACGCUGGAGCGGGCACUGCUGCGAGCCGCCGAGAUUUGCAACCAGUUUCUGGAGGGUCAGGACGCCCAGGAGCUGGCAACGGCCCUGGGGCCACGGCUGCUGGCCAUCAAGCAGAUUGGCCCGGCGGCACAGCUGUAUUUGGCGGCGGACAUGCCCAAGCAGGCGGUGGAUGUCUUCAUCAAGACGGAGCAGUGGAGCAAGGCCCGGCGACUGGCCAAGGAAAUCGACGCGGAUCUCCAGCUGCUGGCCUACGUGGAGCAGCAGCAAAAGUCGUGCCUCAAGCACGAGGGGAACGUCGAGCAGCUGGCGGACAUUGACAUCAUCUCGGCCCUGGAUCUGCUCGCGGAGCAGGGCCAGUGGCAGCGCUGCCUGGAGAAGGCCAAGCAGCUGAAUCCCUCGGUGCUGCAAAAGUACGUGGCCGUCUACGCGGCCCAGCUCAUCCGCGAGGGCAGCUGCACCAACGCCCUGGGCCUCUACCUGAGCUAUGGGGCGCCUCCCAUCGAGGCGCACUUCAACAUCUACACGCGCAUCGCCCUCGACUGUCUGGCCCUGAGGGAGGAGCAGUCCGAGGGUGGCUCCCUGUGGCGCCAGUUGCGAGAUUUUCUCCAGCGACUGCUGCACUCGCUGAGGGCCACGCCGGAGCAGGCGCAGACGCAGUUUACGGCCAGCAUGGAGCAGUUCCUCCGGAUUGCACACUACUAUGCCACCAGGGCCGCCUGCAAGGAGGUGCAGGCACUCCAGCCGGUGGCCCUGCGCCUCUCGUUGGCCCUGCUGCGGCACACGGAUAUCCUGCCGGUGGACAAGGGCUUCUACGAAGCUGGCAUGGAUCUGCGGCAGGCUGGACGCGAGGCGGAGGCGUUCGUCAUGCUCAACCACUACCUGGACGUGUGCGAGGCCAUCGAGGAGGGCUCUGGCAACUUGGUGGAUCACUCCGAUUUGGCCAGCACCGAUUUCCCCAGCUCGGUGCCGCUGCCCGAGGACAUUCACCUGAAGAACGAGCCGAGCCUGCAUGAGGAGGUGCGCGAAUGGGUGCUGGCCGUCAGCAUGGACCAGCAGGUGGAUCAGCAGCUGCCCACCGACGAUCGUGGCCUGUACGAGUCCAGCCUCGGACCCAACGAUGUCGCCUGCCUGCUGAGCGGAUUUCCGGUGCGUGGCCGUCAGCCAGUCACCUUUCAGUCGUCGAGCAAUCAGGUGAAUCGCGACGUCUGGAGCAAGUUCUCGGUGGCCGUGAAGAUGUCUCCGGGCAGUGGCAUAGCCGACAUCAUAGGCUUCACCGAGAAGUGGCAGGGAGCCGCCAACUACGUGAUGCACUGAACUGAACUGAAAAGAGCAGUUCUGGUCGGUAAGUUGCUCGUAAUUGAAUUCUGUAUUCAACCGUCAAUAUAUAAUAUAAAUUGCGAUUAUAAUAAUCGGGGCAAUAUA
Drosophila obscura is the source of this 5416-nucleotide messenger RNA. It is a transcript of the gene Oseg2, whose product is annotated as intraflagellar transport protein 172 homolog. The transcript has 5 exons. Gene Ontology annotation, molecular function: protein binding. Gene Ontology annotation, biological process: intraciliary transport. Lineage: Eukaryota; Metazoa; Arthropoda; Insecta; Diptera; Drosophilidae. The record is from RefSeq and is a predicted model, not a curated record. Gene Ontology annotation, cellular component: ciliary basal body; intraciliary transport particle B; axoneme. Bases 50 to 5308 code for a protein of 1752 amino acids.